Molecule: messenger RNA, 2423 nt
Organism: Limanda limanda (common dab)
Lineage: Eukaryota; Metazoa; Chordata; Actinopteri; Pleuronectiformes; Pleuronectidae
Product: alanine aminotransferase 2-like
Exons: 11
Coding region: 139-1614 (491 amino acids)
Biological process (GO): biosynthetic process
Molecular function (GO): L-alanine:2-oxoglutarate transaminase activity; pyridoxal phosphate binding
Source: RefSeq, a predicted model, not a curated record
CCGCUGCCACGGAGCUGCAGGAGGGAGCGUCAACACACCAGCGGAGCCGAUUCCUGCUUCCACCACCGGCACCAGCUCACAAAUCCUCCCGCAACCACCGCUGUCAAUUCUCAUUCAGAUCCACCUCGGGAGACGGAGAUGUCCCAGCAGGCAGCGAACGGGGGUUCGCCCCGGGGCCGGGUGCUCACCCUGGAGAACAUGAACCCCAACGUGAAGCGGGUGGAGUACGCGGUCCGGGGCGCCAUCGUCCAGAGAGCGGUGCAAUUAGAGAAGGAGCUGAAAGAGGGAGUCAAGAAACCGUUCACAGAAGUCAUCAAGGCAAACAUAGGCGACGCCCACGCCAUGGGUCAGAAACCAAUCACAUUCUUCCGACAGGUCUUGGCGUUGUGUUCUUACCCCGCACUUCUGGAAGACGACAAGUUUCCGUCAGACGCCAAGCAGAGAGCGCGGCGUAUUCUCGGGGCCUGCGGCGGCCAGAGUAUAGGGGCGUACAGUGCCAGCCAGGGGAUUGAGUGCAUCCGGCAGGAUGUGGCACGCUACAUAGAGAGGAGAGACGGUGGAAUCCCCUCCAACCCGGACAACAUCUACCUCUCCACCGGGGCCAGUGAUGCCAUCGUGACCAUGCUGAAGUUGCUGGUGUGUGGUGAGGGCCGCGACCGUACGGGGGUGAUGAUCUCCAUCCCUCAGUACCCUCUGUACUCGGCCGCCCUCGCCGACCUGGCUGCCGUGCAGAUCAAUUACUACCUGGAUGAGGAGAAGUGUUGGGGUUUGGACGUUGCAGAGCUCAGGAGGUCGCUGACCGAAGCCAGAAAGCACUGCAACCCCCGGGUCCUGUGCAUCAUCAACCCUGGAAACCCCACCGGUCAGGUCCAGAGCAGGCAGUGCAUCGAAGACGUGAUCCGAUUCGCUAAAGAGGAGCAUCUCUUCCUCAUGGCUGAUGAAGUCUACCAGGAUAAUGUGUAUGCAGAGGGCUGUAAAUUUCACUCCUUCAAGAAGGUGCUGUUUGAGAUGGGACCAGAAUACUCGAGCACAGUGGAGAUGGCCUCUUUCCACUCCACCUCCAAAUGCUACAUGGGAGAAUGUGGAUUCCGUGGAGGUUACAUGGAGGUGAUCAACAUGGACCCUGAGGUGAAGGCCCAACUCAUAAAACUGGUGUCGGUGCGUCUGUGCCCCCCCAUCCCCGGACAGGCUCUGCUAGACCUGGUGGUCAACCCCCCGCAGCCCGACGAGCCGUCCUACACCCUGUUUAUGAAGGAGCGGACGGCGGUGCUGGCGGCGUUGGCAGAGAAGGCCAGGCUCACAGAGCAGAUCUUCAACACAGUGCCGGGCUUCACGUGUAAUCCGGUCCAGGGGGCCAUGUACACCUUCCCCCGCCUCAAUCUAUCUCAGAAGGCCAUCGACAAGGCCAAGGAAGAAGGCCAGAUCCCGGACAUGUUCUACUGUAUGAGGCUUCUGGAGGAGGAGGGGAUCUGUCUGGUGCCCGGUAGCGGAUUUGGGCAGAGAGACGGAACCUAUCACUUCAGGAUGACCAUACUGCCGCCCACCGACAAGUUGAAAUUUGUGCUGGAGAAGAUCCGCGAAUUCCACCUGCGGUUCACGAAGGAGUUCUCAUAACGAUCCUCCAACCCGUUGCUGCAUCUCCAGAACAAACAAACAUCAGUCCCAGUAUCUUCAAGUGCCUUUGAGCCUAUUUCACAUCAGUGAAGAACCUUGAACAUUUCUUUCAGAGAGCGUGUGAAAAUGUGCUCUUAUGUACAUAAAGCAUAUAAAGAUUUUAAGUGCACAAUGAACUUACCCGGCCAAUUUUGUCAAGUUCCCAAGUUGUUUUUAGAUGGAUAAUAUAUAUCAGACAUCACCUGUGACAAGUGCAUCUCUCUCCUGCCAAGACUUUUUGUUUGUGUAAAGGCUCAUUUAUUCUCAACGUUAAACAUACUCUGCAUUGAUUUUGUCUGAAUUUGUGCACGUCCUCUGGGACGACACCAGGCAGAAAUUUGAACUGAGAAUUUAUCAGACACAUGUGGGAGUAUAUUGAAUCGCCUCACUGACUACAGCAGUUAAAAACGAUGCUGAUGCCUCCUUCUCAUGAGGUUCAUUAAUCACCAUCUUCUCCACCUUCACCAUGUUUGUUUGUCAGAAACCCAACUGUGUGCUGCCCUCUAGUGGAUAUAUUGCUUAACAACUGUGCCAACAUGAGGGACUCAUGGAACUAGAGUCGAUGAUGCAGCGAUUGUAAAGAUGCGUCGGUUUUCGAGCAUAGAGGCAGAAUAAAUGAGCCUUUAGGUGAUUACUUGAUUGACCUUGCUGUCUGUGAAUUAGAGUGAGUGAGAAUGAGUCCUGCCAGUGAAAUCCUUAAUCGUCUCAGAAUGUAGUUGUUUCUUUUACUAAUUGUUCUAAAAUGACAUUAAAACACAUGAAAUUUAAAA